AUGGAGCAACUCUACGCUACAAACAGUUUUCCUUUCAAAAGUUACUACGUCUGUUUCCCUAAUCCCGAUCUUAACGAGGGAAACAGAAUAGUCUUGCCGGAGUCUGCCCUCUCUAGUUUGAUCGAGCGCAACGUUACUUUUCCUUACUUUUUCCGUAUUAACAAAUACCACAAUUCUGACCACGACAGCGACGCCAACUACAUAAUUUCUUCUCCGAACACCAACUCCGACCACCACCGCCGUAACCGCCUUACCUUAGUCGACUAUGAAAGUGACUACGCUGAUGACGACGACAGUAGUUACGAAGAAGACGAUGAUAAUGAAAGCGGUGAAGAAGAAGAUGAUAAUAAUAAAAGCUGCGAAAAAGAUGAUGAUAAUGAAAGAGCGAUGUUGCCUGAAUGGAUGAUGUUGAAUCUGGGUAUUGAGAAAGGUGAUGAAGUUGUUCUUCGUAGCGUAAAUCUGGAAAAAGGGAAGUAUGUUAAAUUGAACCCUUUGAAUGAAAAUUUUCUAAAGCUUCAUAACCCUAAGGUGAUUCUGGAAAAGACACUCAGACAAUUCGCUUGUUUGACUGCUGGUGAUAUAAUACCAAUAGUGUAUAACGAUGUAAAGUACGAUAUUGAAGUCGUGGAAACUAAUCCGUCCAUCGGUAUAAGCGUUAUCGAUACCGACUGUGAGGUUGAAUUCUCCCUGAAUGAACCAGAACUAAAACCAGAAUCUAGACCGGUAAUAGCGGAUUGUAGAAAGAAGAAGAUGGAGGAGGAUGUGAAUAUUUUUACACCAUUCUCUGGGAAGGCGAGGAGGUUGGACGACGGUGGUGUAAAGGAUGUUGAAUCGGAAGGAGAUGGCUUUGGGAAGAGAUAUAUGGCGAAUGUUGUGAUUAGUUUACCUGCUGCCGUGGUGGUAAAGCAAUCGGAAGUUAAGGAGCCGAAAGAGAAGAAGAAGUUUGUAGCUUUUAGUGGGAAGAAAUACACAUUGAGUUAG
Molecule: messenger RNA, 981 nt
Organism: Impatiens glandulifera
Lineage: Eukaryota; Viridiplantae; Streptophyta; Magnoliopsida; Ericales; Balsaminaceae
Product: ubiquitin recognition factor in ER-associated degradation protein 1-like
Exons: 2
Coding region: 1-981 (326 amino acids)
Cellular component (GO): VCP-NPL4-UFD1 AAA ATPase complex
Molecular function (GO): polyubiquitin modification-dependent protein binding
Source: RefSeq, a predicted model, not a curated record